This is a messenger RNA of Acomys russatus (golden spiny mouse), 1033 nucleotides long. RefSeq names its product 5'-nucleotidase, cytosolic IIIB (gene Nt5c3b). Gene Ontology annotation, molecular function: magnesium ion binding; 5'-nucleotidase activity. The record is from RefSeq and is a predicted model, not a curated record. Gene Ontology annotation, cellular component: cytoplasm. The transcript is spliced from 9 exons. NCBI's taxonomy places the organism in Eukaryota, Metazoa, Chordata, Mammalia, Rodentia, Muridae. The coding region runs from base 95 to 997 and encodes 300 amino acids.
CCUUGACCAGCAAGGCUAGAGCGAGACGACGCCUGCGCAGUGCCGGAUAUAAGGCGGGAUCUGUUUCGGAGCCGCCCACCAGGCCGGCGGCGCGAUGGCGGAGGAGGUGAGCAGCCUGAUGAAGGCUACGGUCUUGAUGCGGCAGCCCGGACGUGUGCAGGAAAUCGUGGGCGCCCUUCGCAGGGGCGGAGGAGACCGCCUGCAGGUGAUUUCUGAUUUUGAUAUGACCUUGAGCAGAUUUGCUUACAAUGGACAACGGUGCCCCUCAUCCCACAAUAUUCUGGAUAAUAGCAAAAUCAUCAGUGAGGAUUGUCGCAAAGAGCUCAUGGCGCUCUUUCACCACUAUUACCCCAUUGAGAUUGACCCACACCGGACCAUCAAAGAGAAGCUCCCUCACAUGGUGCAGUGGUGGACCAAAGCCCAUAAUCUGCUAUGCCAGCAGAAGAUUCAGAAAUCCCAGAUAGCACAGGUGGUUGGAGAGUCCACUGCGAUGCUCAGGGAGGGCUAUAAGACGUUCUUCGACACGCUCUACCAGAACAACAUUCCUCUUUUCAUCUUCUCGGCUGGCAUUGGUGAUAUCCUGGAAGAAAUUAUCCGCCAGAUGAAAGUGUUCCACCCCAACAUCCACAUUGUGUCCAACUACAUGGAUUUCAGUGAGGAUGGUUUCCUGCAAGGCUUCAAGGGCCAGCUUAUCCACACCUACAACAAGAACAGCUCCGUGUGUGAGAACUCCAGUUACUUCCAGCAGCUUCGGGACAAGACCAACAUCCUUCUGCUUGGCGACUCCAUAGGGGACCUCACUAUGGCUGACGGGGUCCCUGGGGUGCAGAACAUUCUCAAGAUUGGCUUCCUGAAUGACAAGGUGGAGGAGCGGCGGGAGCGUUACAUGGACUCCUAUGACAUUGUGUUAGAGAGGGACGAGACGCUGGACGUGGUCAACGGGCUGCUGCAGCACAUCCUGCGCCAGGGGGACUGCGUGGAGCUCCAGGGCUCCUAGGACGAAGGCUCGGGCCAGACCCUGCAGGCAGCGAUG